AUGGACUCGCCCAAUUAUGCGCAGCAUUCCGCCAACGACCUCGGUAAAACGACGCAGGUUUUCUCGAUCCAGCCGAAGACUGCUAGGCCACCUACUGCGGCCAUGGCUGGGGGCGAGGCUGCGGCUGCUAGAGAGAAAACGACGAGGAUGCUGCAUGAAAGGAUGAAGAAAGCCAUCGCGACACAGAACGACGGAGUGAAGAGCAUGCAGGUCGAGUCGCUGGUGCAUGCCGUCAUGUCAGCCGCCAUCGAAGCAUUGAAGACAGACGCACAGCCCGUUCGAGACGCCAUCAAGCUCUUCCUGGAUGAUGAGAAACGGGAAUACAAGAUAGAUGACUGCGUCCGCUGGCACCUCCUUCUGCGGGCGGUGCGGACCGAUCAGAACCCGAACCAGCAGGUCGUCGCUGCCAUGAAGGCUCUCGGCAAGCUCAUCGUCGAGGCGAGGCCGUACCUCGCCUUCGAGAACCCGUACGACCCGGAGGAGGCGAAGAAGUUCUACGAGGACCAAUGCUUGCUCAAGUCUGUCCACAGAGACGCCAAGCAGAAGGAAAUCAUCUUCAACGUCGCGGCGCAAUGCGGCAACGCCGAGGUCAUCGCCGCCAUGCUCGAGCACGGCCGCAAGCUCUACGAUCUGCACGAGCCCGCCACACACGAGUUCAAAGCGCACUACGGCGGACCAGAUUUCUUGGACAAGCCGUGCUCGCUGCUGGAUCUCGUUUUGGAGGCGAAUCCCUAUUCCUCCGUCAACAAAACUGCCUUGUGGGAGGCGGCGAUGGCAGAAAAAGGCUCUGUCGAGACGGUCGAGGCGCUGCUAAAGGUGGAAGGCCUAGCGACCAAUAACACGGCGCUCAGCUGCUUCCGUGACGCCGUGGAGAAUGGUCUGGAUGGGGUCAUACGCAAGUACCUCGACUACAACUCAAAGAAGCCGGUGGCGAACGGCACGUCCAGCCACGGCGGUAGCGACGCUACUAGUCUCUUCGCCACCAGCGACAACAUCAUUUUGGCCAUUGAGCAUAUAGAGACGAAGAUGCCGGUCAAAAAGAGGAGCAAGUCCAAGCCCGCAAAUCUCGAGACGACCAGACGCAACAUCGUUCGAGACAUCGUCGGCGCCGUUAAAGAUACGGCUACCUUCAACGCCAAAGUCGUUCAGUCCAUCAUCCAGCGCGACUUGAUGGAGAUCUGGCCCAAGACGGGCGUCUCCAAGAGCCUCGAAAAGUCCCUGAUCCACCUCGCUGUCUUCUAUCAGAAGCCCGACUUCGUGGAGAAGUUCGUAAAGGAGCACCCAGACUCAUUGUGCGAGAGGUGUGCCUUAUCUGGCGAAGGGCUGGCUGCCACUCAGAGCGAAAAGGCAAAGAAGUAUGCCCUAUGGUACAACAACAACAGGUGGGACGAGGGAAACGGCUUUGUGCCGUGGCCUAGGCAGCAGAAAGAUGCCACUCUGGUUGGGGCGGCAAAGGAUCGGGCCAGGAUACGCGACCUGAUUGUCGCCAAGACGAUUGAAGUUGUGGAUAACAUGGGGACGCUCUCGGAUAUCUUUCACGACUCCAACGAACCCUGUGAGCAAUACCUCUUCCACCCCCCCUUCAGCAUGGCCCGCACCCAACCUUUUCAAUGGUACCUACUCAGACGGGCCUGGCUUGACACCGCUAACCCCUGGCCUUUCCCUCCAGUUGGCGAUCUCUGCUUUGACAUUUCCCGAUUUAAUUCGGCGACCUAUGAAGUAUCAGCCUUUGUGGACUCCCUAAUCUUGCACAGCCAGAACCGGGACCUCCUAAAGUACGAGCAGACGCUACGCUAUGUCGAGUUCCCACCACUGGACUUGAUGGCUAAGGAAAGGGAAGCGUUGUGCGAGAAUUCGCAUUUCACGAAAAGCCACCGUGAGGUCUUCAGGAUUCUCAAGUGGCUGUGGGAAAAGAAUGUGAGGAAGAUCAUCAAACUCAAGAUACCAGACAGAUUGCUCAACCCACACGACGACGAGGAGAUGGCGAUGUGGGUGGACAAGUUCGAGGUGGAGGUUCUCGACUGGAAAGUGCUUGACCUCUGCAUCUCUGGCCUCGAAAAAGGCACCAAAGGCCGUAUCAAGGAGCUGCACCUUUACUCGAGCGGCAGUCGCGUCGUCAUCAAUGAUUGGUUCGGCGAAGACGGCGUCAAGAAGUUUGGCGAGGCCCUCGAGGAAUUUGGAAUACUUGACGGCAACUACUGA
Messenger RNA from Gaeumannomyces tritici R3-111a-1, 2202 nucleotides. RefSeq lists its product as hypothetical. The record is from RefSeq and is a predicted model, not a curated record. The transcript has 2 exons. Gene Ontology annotation, molecular function: protein binding. The coding region runs from base 1 to 2202 and encodes 733 amino acids. NCBI's taxonomy places the organism in Eukaryota, Fungi, Ascomycota, Sordariomycetes, Magnaporthales, Magnaporthaceae.